AUGUCAAACUACCAGUACAACCCUCCACAGGAGUCCCCUGAAGAGGAAGAUGAGUUCCGCUUUCCGAUGUUCGAUCUGCCAACAACAACCCCAGUGACUUACGACCCAUACGGCUCAAUACCGGUGACCAAUACCAGCACACCUCACUUCUUCCAUGAUGGUCCUGCUGUCUUUCAAGAUGUGGAUCCGUUCCAAGGCAGCUACGAGUUAGACUCCUCUCGGAUACGACCAUGGGCGACACCUGUGCUGCCCUCAAACUAUCCUCUGCCUCAGACACUUGCGGAGACGCAGUCUUCGGCGUACAACGAACCAUUCAACACUUACAGACAGAACUCAGUGACUGCUGGUCCAUCGUACGCUGCGGCCGGGUAUCUGUCACCAGACGAAGCUGGUAUGACAAGAACUUCACGAGCCACUUCUUUCGUAUCGACCGCCAGCUCCGCUCCAAGCCUGUCGCGGUCGGAUAUGUCGCGAAGCGUAUCGCCAACACAAGGCGAAAUGGCCAGAUGGGGUGUCAAGCAGGAUGACGGCAGCUGGAAAUGUGCCUACCAAGGCUGCACUUCCAAAUCCAUCUUCCACAGAGGUUGUGACCUGCGCAAGCACUUCAAGCGUCAUACUAAGACUCUGUUUUGCCGGCAUAGAGGGUGCAACCAGGCGACUGGGGGUGGUUUCUCGAGCAAGAAAGAUCGAGCGCGCCACGAGGCGUCGCAUAAUCCGACAAUCGUAUGCGAAUGGGACGGCUGUAACAGGUUAUUCAGCAGAGUCGAUAACAUGAAGGACCAUGUUCGACGUGUUCAUAAGAAGCGGACAUCGGAAUGA
Recurvomyces mirabilis is the source of this 819-nucleotide messenger RNA. RefSeq lists its product as uncharacterized. The coding region runs from base 1 to 819 and encodes 272 amino acids. The record is from RefSeq and is a predicted model, not a curated record. NCBI's taxonomy places the organism in Eukaryota, Fungi, Ascomycota, Dothideomycetes, Mycosphaerellales, Teratosphaeriaceae. Gene Ontology annotation, biological process: regulation of transcription by RNA polymerase II. Gene Ontology annotation, cellular component: nucleus. The transcript is spliced from 3 exons.